AUGGCACCGUCUCAGGCUGUAGAUCUCUCGGCAGCCGCAGUCUCUCAAGGUGCAAAUAACUCUUCUCUGGAAGCUUUUUCUCCCACAAUUUUAUCUGCUGUAGGAACUUCUUUCGUAUUCUCGUUCUUGAACAGCCACAUAAGCGCAAAGGACACUUCUUACACGGAGAAUUUGUCGGUAACCAUCACGAAUCCUGGGACUGUCGAUGCCACAGUGACGGUACUUUAA
Molecule: messenger RNA, 228 nt
Organism: Cylicostephanus goldi
Lineage: Eukaryota; Metazoa; Nematoda; Chromadorea; Rhabditida; Strongylidae
Source: the annotation of a GenBank genome assembly